Castor canadensis (American beaver) is the source of this 945-nucleotide messenger RNA. It is a transcript of the gene Calhm4, whose product is annotated as calcium homeostasis modulator family member 4. Gene Ontology annotation, cellular component: plasma membrane. The record is from RefSeq and is a predicted model, not a curated record. Gene Ontology annotation, molecular function: monoatomic cation channel activity. Lineage: Eukaryota; Metazoa; Chordata; Mammalia; Rodentia; Castoridae.
AUGAGCCCGACUCUCAGCAAUAUCAUAUCUUCUCUGCAGAAAAGUGGAACAUUUAUCAAUUCUUUGAUUGCGGCUUUGACUGUUGGUGGGCAACAACUUUUCUCCUCUUCCACAUUCAGAUGUCCCUGUCAAGUUGGGAAAAAUUUCUAUUAUGGUUCAGCUUUUCUUGUGGUUCCUGCCUUGAUCCUUCUGAUUGCCGGCUAUACUCUGAGAAGCCAAAUGUGGACUUUUACCAGUGAAUACUGCUGCAGCUGUGCCCUUCCACACCGGAGAAUCAGCCCCCUGGAGCGCAGGCUGGCUUGCCUUCGAUUCACUAGCAUUACUGGCAGGGCACUUGUGGCUCCAUUAACAUGGCUGGCGGUGACCCUGAUGAAAGGCACCUACUAUGAAUGUGCAGCAAGUGAGUUUGCAUCUGUUGACCAUUACCCAGUGUUUGAUAAUGUCACUGGCAGCAAACGAAAGGAGAUGCUAGCUGGAUUUCCAUGCUACAGUUCAGCUCCUCCUGACAUGAUCCUAAUAAAAGAUGAAAUAGCUCUUCUUCACCGAUACCAGUCACAAAUGCUGAGUUGGAUUUUGAUCACCUUGGCAACCAUCGCAGUCCUGGUCUCCCGCUGUCUGACAAGGUGCUGCUCUCCCCUCACCUCUCUGCAGCAUCACUACUGGACAAACCACCUCCAUAAUGAGGGAGAGCUCUUUAAACAAGCUGCAGAGGAGCACUCCCGGAUCCUCAUCAGGCAGCGCAUAAAGAAACUAUUUGGCUUUGUUCCUGGGAGUGAAGAUGUCAAACAAAUCCGUAUUCCUUCAUGUCAGGACUGGAGAGAUAUUUCAGUACCCAAUCUUCUAUGCAUGGGUGAUAACUCGCAAGGCCACUAUAGCUUUCUUGGAGACAGGGUGGUUGAGGAUAAUGAGGAAGACAAAUCAGGAGGUAUUGAAUUAAAACCUUGA